CUGGUGGCCAUUUAUGAAGUUCUGAAGGAUGAACAGAGACGGAGGAGGUACGAUGACAUCCUGGAGAACGGACUUCCUGAUUGGCGGCAGCCAGUCUUUUACUACAGAAGAGUGAGGAAGAUGAGCAAUGCUGAGCUGGGCAUUCUUCUCUUCCUCAUCCUCACUGUGGGACACUAUGCAGUCAUCUGGUCCAUCUACCUGGAGAAGCAGCUGGAUGAGCUGCUGAGUAAGAAGAAAAAAGAGAAAAAGAAGAAGCUGAGCACCAGACCUGCAGAAGAACUCAAGUGGACCAGUUCUGAUCGCAGCGACAGAACCCAGGAGCGACCUCACUGGCAGGACAUCCUCCCUCUGAAGCUCAGCAUCUGGCUUUACCUGUCGAUAAAAAACCUGCCGCAGACUGUCCAU
Molecule: messenger RNA, 405 nt
Organism: Nematolebias whitei (Rio pearlfish)
Lineage: Eukaryota; Metazoa; Chordata; Actinopteri; Cyprinodontiformes; Rivulidae
Product: dnaJ homolog subfamily C member 1
Cellular component (GO): endomembrane system
Source: RefSeq, a predicted model, not a curated record